CAGCUUGCAGGGGUAAAAGUGAAGUACGGCAGUGCCGAAUAUUUCAUUAGAUCAGCACUGGUUGUUUCAACGGCUCCGAUUGUGAAAACUUUCAAUGAGCUCAUACCGCGACCUGUAGCCGAAAAAUCCGCAAUGUUUGAAGUGGUAAAUCGAUUAUAUUCGCUGGAAGCAGUGCCAAUUGGUGGGUUCCAGGCAUAUAUUGGUUUGACCGGUUCGCAAUGCGACUUAAACUUGCCAUCCAGCAAUUAUUUUUGGCUCAAAAACAAUAAUCCAUAUGAAGUUGAUUAUUAUUUAAGUUUAUCACUCCCCAAGGCAUUGGAAUAUGGUUCUCCUCCAAUUAUCUUCAUUACUUUUCCAUCUGCCAAAGAUCCAACAUGGGAUGACCGGCAUCCUGGUAAGUUUUCUUCGCAAGUGAUCAGACUUUCCUCAGGUACUAAUCACUGCGAAAGUUGA
This is a messenger RNA of Gongylonema pulchrum, 453 nucleotides long. The record is from the annotation of a GenBank genome assembly. NCBI's taxonomy places the organism in Eukaryota, Metazoa, Nematoda, Chromadorea, Rhabditida, Gongylonematidae.